Messenger RNA from Spizellomyces punctatus DAOM BR117, 1091 nucleotides. RefSeq lists its product as uncharacterized. The record is from RefSeq and is a predicted model, not a curated record. The transcript is spliced from 4 exons. Gene Ontology annotation, biological process: protein folding. Bases 572 to 1027 code for a protein of 151 amino acids. Lineage: Eukaryota; Fungi; Chytridiomycota; Chytridiomycetes; Spizellomycetales; Spizellomycetaceae. Gene Ontology annotation, cellular component: cytoplasm; prefoldin complex.
GCUCUACAUGGGGCAUCUGUGAACGAGUGCAAUGCAAUAACACAACAAGGACAAAGGGCAUUCGUUUGGUGAAGACAUGAGCGUGCGGCUCAUCGUCUUGCGUUUGAGAUUUCUGUCGUAUCUUCCAACUUUGCCAGGAACUUUCGGGCAUUGUGUGUGCAAAGAGUGGUGACCCAGUAAACCUUCAGGGCUGCGGGAACGUAGUGAUAUAUGGCCAUUUGUUUGUUCAAUUAAACAGUAAAGCAUUGCAAAGGGCCAACCGUAUAGGUCAUGACCACUGUCCGUAGCUCUUACACCAUAGUUGUGUGAAUGAUUUCCACCUUGUUUGUUGGCAAGAAAUCGUACCAGAACAGCUGCCUGAUAGAGUCAAAGAAACCACAAAAGUUCAUUUGUAGAGUUCUUCCAACUUUCGAUAUUUCAAAAAGGUGUCACUAGCAAUAAUUUCCCAGAUGGGAUUGGACGUGACGACCUGGUUGCUUGUUAACCGCGUUACAUUCACCUACAUCGAAUCCAAUCCCUCCUCAUCCAAGUCGCGCCCCACUUUCCCUCCACCAACUCCAUAUCCACAAAAAUGAAGAUGCUCAACCAAGAAGAAGAAGCCGAUGCUGAAGUCACCUGGGAAGAUCAACAAAAUAUAAACGCCUUCUCCCGCCUAAACAUGAAGCUACAGAACCUUGAAGAAGCAUAUGAAGAGAAAAAGAAGGAGAAGGAGUAUUUGGAUGAUCUUUCAAGCGAGUUGGAGUUGGCUGAUGAGGAUGAACUGAUAAAGAUACAGCCCUUUCAAUCGGUCUUUGAAAUCGAUAAACUGACAAUGUAUGCUUCUCAUCAAUUCAGAUACCGCAUCGGAGACGCUUUCGUCUCCCUCCCCCUCAGCACUUGUCAAGAGCGUAUUGAAGAAGAGCAAUCCAACCUCUCCGACGAACUCGGACAAGUCAGCUCAAGAAUUGGCGACAUCACCGAAAAGAUGAAUCAGCUGAAAGUCAUCCUGUACAAAAAAUUUGGAAACUCCAUCAACCUUGAGCGAUGAAAUGUGAAAUACUCAGUUUUCAAUAAAAAAAUAAACAAAAACAAAUACUUCAAUUUUUAACCCA